GCGCGGCGCCGCCGUAGUUGCCGGGGCCCCGGCGAGCGACGUGGACGGCUGGAGGAUGUUCAGGGUCGGCUGCUAACUGCGGCCGCGGCACCGAGGAGCAUGCCAGCGCCAUGAGAGCAGCCGCCGCGCACCGCCUCCUCGGGCUCCUCGCCGUCACCUGCCUCCUCCCAGUCGUGGCGAGGCUCAACGAGGCCCAGCUAGUUGACCAAUGGGCCGAGAGCAUCGGCAACGAGCUGUGGCGGCUGGCGAAUGCUGUGGCGCAGCCCGCCGAUCUACUACAACGUUACAAAAAAAUGGGCGUUCGAGUGGAACACAAAUCUGGUGACGAAAUUAUCAAGAAUAUAAGUGAAAACGUUGGUCGAAUGUUAAGCCGUAAAAUGGAUGCUGUUCAAUGUUUAUAUAAAGAGGCUGAAAGAAUAUCGGAGAUGUGGGAUGCAAAUUUCACCACAAAUUUUACGUACUAUUCCGCAAAGUAUAGUAAUGCCACCAUAGAAAACGAGCUUAAAACGUCGAAUAUACCGGAAAAUAUGCAGGAACAGGGAGCCAAUGAGUCUUAUACUCACAUGUACCUAGAGCCGGAUACGCACUUCAAUAACGUCUCGGUCAACACGACCUACUCCUCCGUCCACAUCCCGACGAACGUCUACGACAAGCUGCCGCGCGUCAGCGAGACGAUCCUCUGGUCUAAGAAGCUCGACCGCAUCUUCAAACAUAACUACCGCUCGGAUCCGGCCCUCAUGUGGCAGUACUUCUGCUCGACCACGGGGAUGCUGAGGCAGUACCCGGCGAUGAGGUGGCCCGUGGGCCUCAAGGCCGACGGUAAGGAGCUUACCGACACGUACGACUGCCGCGUCAGGAGCUGGUUCAUCGAGGCCUCGACCUGCAGCAAGGACAUGGUCAUUCUCGUCGACAACAGCGGCAGCAUGACCGGCAUGAGCAACACCAUCGCGAAAGCAACUGUCGCUACAAUCUUGUCAACGCUCUCGAACAACGACUUCGUCGCGGUCUUCAAUUUCUCCGACACGGCGGAUCAAGUAGUUGGCUGCUUUCAAGAUAAGCUGGUCCAAGCGACGCCCGAGAACAUUAAGAAGUUCAAUAUUGAGAUGGAGACGAUGAAGCCCGAGGGCGUAGCCAACCUCACCGUCGCCUUCCUCUCCGCGUUCACAAUAUUACAGAACUAUCGGAACGAGUCGCGCUGUGGCGUCGACCUGAGCUGUAAUCAGCUGAUUAUGCUCAUUACCGACGGCAUCGCCUCGAACAUUACGGAGGUGUUCAGAGAGUGGAACUGGUUCAAAAACGGCACGAUUCCUGUACGCGUGUUCACGUAUCUGCUGGGCCAGGAGGUGACGAAGGUGCGGGAGAUCCAAUGGAUGGCCUGCCUCAACCGGGGCUACUACACGCACAUACACACGCAGGCCGAGGUGCCGGAACAGGUGCUCAAGUAUAUUCCCGUGGUGGCGCGGCCCCUCGUACUCCACGGCAAGGUUCAUCCCGUCGUCUGGACGCACGCCUACGUCGACAUAUCGCGGGAAGAAAAUACACCGCCAAUCACGAAAGACCUGAAAGUUGUUGACGAUGGCGUGGAUAUUACCGAAGAGGACAAGCUGCUGUCGGAGAACGCGACGAAGAAGACUGAAAUAGCUUGGCGCGACCGCCUCCUCACGUCCGUCAGCAUCCCCGUGUUCGACCGCAAGGGCAACAAGAACAGCGUGGUGCGGGCCGCCAAUUUAUUAGGUGUCGUCGGUACCGACGUGCCCCUCAAGGAUAUUCGCAAGCUCACGCUGCCUUACAAGCUCGGUGUCAACGGUUACGCCUUCAUUGUGUCGAAUAACGGUUAUGUCGUACUCCAUCCUGCCCUCAAGCCAGAGUACAAAGGCGAGCUCAAGCUCAACUACAACAGCAUCGAUCUCACCGAGGUCGAGAUUCUCAACGAUGGCAGGGGUCCUAGAGAGCCGGGCGAACAAAUAACGGAAAUUCGUAGAGCUCUAGUUAAUCACGAAUGCGGCUCGAAAAAAGGAGUAAAAGUGAAAUUGCAUUACGAUGAUUAUCGUCGUGUCACUUUGGAGAGUCGUGAUUACUUUUAUGCCGCAUUACCGUUAACUCCAUUCGGAAUUGCCGUCGUCCUACCGCAAUAUGGAAGAUAUUACAUUAAGGUAAACAAGGAAAUCGAGAAGUAUAGGAAUCGCAAUAUCUCGGAAUAUUUCAUAGGUGAAAACUGGGGUAUCCAUCCAGAUUGGGUAUAUUGCCGAUAUCAUUAUCUCGAAGGACAUGAAUUUAAUACACCGGAAGAUGAAUUGCGACAGUUUUUAAAUAUCGUCGGUGACUUUUCAAAAAGCGAAACCGAGCGCUAUCCAGAACAGUAUAAGCCCUAUGAUAAGGGGGAAACAGCUUCUGAGUCCGAUAGUCCGUUGAAAUGCCAAAGUCAAGACAUAGGCCAGAGGGAAUCUGACACGUACGAGCCCGACUGCGGCAGCGACGAUCUCGAAGAAGAGCAAGAAGACUAUAAUAAACAUCACAACGAUCACUACUGCAAUAAGGAGCUCAUGGAGCUUCUUAUUAUGGAUGCCUGCGCGACGAACGACAGCUUCUCCGGGGAAUUCCACAGUAACUACCCGGCAGAUCGCGAACUGAUAAACAAGUACGAGGUCUUUCUUAAAUUCGUGGCAACGCAAAGUGGACUCACCAGAUGGCAAAAGGUCGAGGGCGCCAUGGUGGACAGAAUGGAAGAAAGGAUUCAGGAAUUCACUAAUCACAAGAGAGCCUUGGACGAGGCCUGGUACAAAGGUGCCAUCUUCCAAAAUGAAAUCGAUCCCGAAAGUAUUUCAAUCACAGUGCCACCGAUCAAGGAGUUGGAGUCGGGCCUGAACUCGACGGUUACGAUAUCACUGGGAAUCUAUCCCCGAGACAACGGUAAGAAGGCGGCAGCUGGUGUCGUCGGAUUCCAGCUCCCGAUGACGGCACUCUACCGCCAAUUCACGAAUAUUAUGACCGAACACGUCCCGAUACCCGGGUUGAACUGCAGCAGCGGCGUCGUCGACUGCUACCUCAUUGACCAGAAUGGCUACAUCGUCAUCUCCGAGGCGCACGACCACGAUGCCGGCAAGUUCUUCGGUUCCCUGGACCAGACAUCGCCGAUCAUGCGCUCUCUCGUCGACCAGGGCCUCUUCCACGCGGUCGACAUUUAUGACUACCUGGCCGUCUGCUACGACAUUAGAUAUGAAAGCGCUGCCAAUAUUUUAAAGAACCCAUUCAUUUACGUCUGGAAUCUCAUCACGUGGAUUUUCACGAGGAUGAUUUUAUUAGCAUCGCAAUUACAGAAAUUGCCCGUAAUUUUAGCCCAGGAUGAACUAGUUGAAGAGGAAGUUGAUUUUAAAAAACCACCAAAAAUGCAUAAGAUUCGAUACAAUCGACCAUGCGACAUGAAGAUGACAUUGUACAUUGUAAACGAAACAAAUUUCAACCAGGGUUUCACAAAUACAGAGGGUAGUUGCGCUUUACCAUUUUAUGCACAACGUGUACCUCAUACGAAUCUCUUGCUAGUUAUCGUGAAAACGGACAGGAGCAGCUGUUACGACAAAAUGGACGUAAUACCCUAUGAGAUAUUCCCAUACACGAUAGAUGACAACAUAACUGAAUUUCCAUGCCAUAAAAUUCCAUUGAACGAUCUAUUCAGAAGAAGACUGGAGCAUUGCUAUACGCAACACGAAGAUGAGGACGAGAUCGAAGCCUGCGGUGGCACAAGUCCUUUAAACGUGUCGAUACUCUCAUUUUCUAUCGCAAUACUCAAGAGCUUGAUUAACAUUUUCCAAUUUCUCUCACGCGAAUGAUUAUUAUGUGUGUAACUGCCUUUUAUAUUACAAAUAAUGAAUGACAUUGCGCGAGCUAAAAACGUAAAGGAAAAAAAGCAACGAUAAAUACUCGAUAGCGCGUUGCGCCCGACAACUCGUUUUACAUAUUUAU
Ceratosolen solmsi marchali is the source of this 3960-nucleotide messenger RNA. RefSeq names its product Ca[2+] channel Muscle-specific alpha2/delta subunit (gene Ca-Ma2d). Lineage: Eukaryota; Metazoa; Arthropoda; Insecta; Hymenoptera; Agaonidae. Gene Ontology annotation, molecular function: voltage-gated calcium channel activity. The record is from RefSeq and is a predicted model, not a curated record. The transcript has 14 exons. Gene Ontology annotation, cellular component: voltage-gated calcium channel complex. Bases 111 to 3827 code for a protein of 1238 amino acids.